Messenger RNA from Tetranychus urticae (two-spotted spider mite), 3198 nucleotides. RefSeq lists its product as uncharacterized. NCBI's taxonomy places the organism in Eukaryota, Metazoa, Arthropoda, Arachnida, Trombidiformes, Tetranychidae. The record is from RefSeq and is a predicted model, not a curated record.
AUGAAAAUCGAUGUCAAAUUUUCUUUUUUACUUUGUUUUCUUUACUUAAUUGAUUUUGUUCAUUGUGAUGAUUUCAAAUGCCCUGAAAGGGGUAAAGUUGGUGAAUUGAAAGUUCCAAAUGUUCUCAGCUUGAUCAGGUCUCAAUCAGGUUAUCAGGCUUCUGUUGAAGUUAUUAAUCCGACUCGAAACAAUUUGGUCCAUGAUUAUUAUGAUGGGGAAAAUAAUGUUGGAUACAUUGACUUGGAAGCAACUAUUCAAGAUAAAAUGAAUCGACGAUAUUAUUAUCAUUCGAAAAAGGAAAAGAUUGCUGUUCGAGAAAAUAUAUGUACAAGGUUGGACUUGAUACAAAAUGAGAAGAUCGAAUCCAUCAAAGAUUGGUUCGAACCAAGUGAUAUUGUCGCCAAUUCAGAGAUGUUUAAAGAUUUCGUUCAUUUGGGACCAACAGGAUUGAUGAUUUAUGCCCAUAGUAUAAGUGAUAAAGCUUCAUUCAUAGGAUCUGAACUGAUUGAAGGUCGUACUGUUAAUCACUGGUUUUAUUGCACCAAUCCUAAUGGACCUUACAUUGACUUUUACUUCGAUGUUAAGACUUCGUUGCCUCAUCGGUUCUCGUUGUAUUAUCCUGAAUGGAUCGAAACUCAGGAAGUCAUAAAAGUAAAUGAAACUCGAACAGUUAAAAAGCAAGUUGAUUCCGAGUCAAAAUAUGUUUACAAUUAUUACAUGUUCAAACCGUUGUUCAUAACAUCAGACGACGCCCUUCCAUAUCCAUUGGGUUAUGGAUGUGCGCGUAAAGGUACUAGUCCAUCUACUCCAUUACCAGAUUUUAGUCAAUAUGGAGCUAAAGAGUUUAAUAUGGACAUGGAAGCUAUCAUUACUUAUUCUGGCCGUGAUCCAAUAAAAACAACUGCUCGAGUAAUGAAACGAGGCGAUGUUAUUUCAUACGAAAUCCAAGAAGGAACCGAUUUCGUUCGUUCCAUUGAAAUUCCUCCUCCUUUGGGACGAUUUGAAGUGGAUGAACACUCUGGUCGAUGCAAUUAUUAUACAUCAAAUUAUUCACCUGAUGAUACUUUAAUCACUCGUUGGCCUUUCCAUCAAGAUCGUGGCUUCAAUCUAUUGUAUUAUUUGGUAAUGAAGCCAAUUCGAGAGCUUACACCAACUUUCAUUGGUUCGAUAUUUUUAGGGUCAUUGCGAGUGGAGGAAUACAGAGCUAUUAGAUUCUUCUCGGAUAGAGUGGAUGCUAUUGUCGACUAUUAUUAUAUACAUAACGACAGUAAUAUUGUUCCAAGUAAAGUCAUAUUCACUCCAGAUCGCAGGGAUUCUUAUUAUGGUUCCGUUGGUGCCCCAACUCAAGUUGAAGUAACCAUAAUUCAUGCCGAACAUGGUGCAAUAAAUAUUGAUUAUAAAGAUCGAUUCGAUAUUUCUGGUUGUUAUCAAGAACCUGGAAGUUAUACUUGGUUUCAACUUCUCUUUUCUAAUCAUUGGCUGUCAUCCAAUAUGCAAAUGGUUAAGGAAUCCACAGAAGAAUAUUUGACUUCAUUCAUUCCGAUAACUCGCAUUGGUUCAAUUCAUGCACAACAAGUUGAUUCUAAUGUAUAUGUUACUGUUAAGCUUUAUGAUCGUGUACGUUUCAUUGAGGCUUAUAGUCGUUCGGAUAGCGAAACAGUUAUAAACCCUUCAUAUAUUUUGCAAAGAUCUAAAGUCGAGGACUGUGAACAACUGUGCAAUACGCAUCCCGACUGCAAUGAUUUUAGUUAUUGUGACGAUUACACUUGUACGAUUCACACAGAUCAUUAUAGGUGGCCACAAACACAAUAUGAACAAGGAUGCACAAACUAUCUUAGAUGGGUAAAGGAUGCCACUCCAUUGGUCAAUAAAAAUUAUUUGUCGACAAUGGAACAUGUGUUGCAACAGAUAAGGAAUAAAGUCUCAGCAGGCGAAUUUCUUUUAGAAAAUAUUGGUCUAUCAGCUGAAGAUUUGUUCAUUGUGAAUGGACCUGAAGAGAUCGGAGAUAUUUCCCAGCAACUACAUUUAGGUGUUUCUAGACCAUUGAGAGCUGAUGAUUUUCCGAUGAUCAAAACUGAUCGUCAUUUCGAUGAAGCACUAUUCAAGAUCGAGAAAAGUACUCUUCAAGAGUGUUUCAUGGCUUGUGUUAACGACGAUGAUUGUAAUACACUUUCAUAUUGUGUUAACCAGAAUAAGGAAUGUGUUCUGAGUGGAGAAACAUCGAGUUCAUUGAAAGAUUCACUUGAAGACAAAACAAGUCAUGCAGAUGGAUGCAACAUCUAUCAAAAAUCAUUUAUGAAUCUAUUCGAUGAGUAUCCUGGCAAAAUUUUAGUUCUUGAUGCCGUCUCAACCAUAACAAAUGUACCAAUUGGUGAUUGUGCUAAAAGAUGUGAUCAAUCAAAUGAUUUCAGUUGUGAAUCGUUCGAUUAUUGCAAUAUUAAUAAUAAUCAACGAAAUGAAUCUGUUUGCUUCUUACAUGUUAACCACAUUGAGAUUGAUAAAGUUCAUCAAAUAAAUGCGACAAACUGGAAGUUGGCUGAAGCUGGAUGUUCCCAUUAUUCAAAAAAAUCUGAACUCGAUUAUGAACAUAAAGUUGGACUUGCAUUGAAAGAUGAUACGAAGGAAUCAAUUGUUGCAACCUUUGACCAUUUAUCAUUAGAACACUGUGCUUCCAGAUGCAAUUCAGAUCCUAAUUGUUUUACUCUCGAGUUCUGUGAAUCGAUUGAUUAUAAACAAGUUUCCGAUAGCAGUGUUUCAUUGACGAGUUGUGUAUUGACCAACUUGAAACCAAGUAAUGCUAAUCAAACUGGACUAUUUGAAGGAUCAAAAAGCACCAAAAAAAUUUGCUCAAUUUACAUAAAUCACAACAAGAUCACAGGAAAAAUUAAAACUGACGCAUAUCCACCUGAAUCCACCUUACCAUCUGAAUCACCAACUAAAUCAGGCAACUUGAAGAUAGCAUUUGGAUUGGCGUUUGCUGGUGGAUUCACUGGAUUUAAAUUUGCUGCUAAAAAAGGAAUCAUUCCAUAGACUAACUCAUUGACAACCAAAAAUCAACAUCAUUAAAGGAAGACUGAAGAUGGAUGUUUAAGAAUCAUUCAUUCGCGAUCAACAUGGGACAUUUAUUCAACAUAUUUAUGUAUGGACCAUUGUCAAAUAAUGGUUUAAUUUUUAAAGAGAAAUUUUUAAUUAAAAGAA